Messenger RNA from Durio zibethinus, 2075 nucleotides. Its product is annotated as MLO-like protein 1. Gene Ontology annotation, cellular component: membrane. NCBI's taxonomy places the organism in Eukaryota, Viridiplantae, Streptophyta, Magnoliopsida, Malvales, Malvaceae. Gene Ontology annotation, biological process: defense response. The record is from RefSeq and is a predicted model, not a curated record.
ACAAUUAUAAUAUCUUUGUUAAAUUAUAUUAAUAUUAAAAAAUCUGAUUAAACUGUUGUUAUAAUCCAGUAUCACUUUAAAAAACUGAUAGAUAAUUUAAGUCAACAAGAUUGGUUGGCCUUUGGUUCUCUCUCCUGAGAACUUAGGAGAGAACCAAACCAAUAAUAGUUACACUUUUGACAAGAAAAAAAAAAAGGAAGAAAGGUAAAGAAAGAAGCUUUGGUGAGAAAUGGGUGAAGGCGGAGAGGGGGCAACCUUGGAGUACACACCAACAUGGGUUAUAGCAGCAGUUUGCACGGUGAUUGUUGCCAUCUCUUUGGCCAUGGAGCGUUUGCUUCAUUAUCUUGGGACUGUUUUGAAGAAGAAACAACAGAAACCACUCUUUGAGGCUCUUUUGAAAGUCAAAGAAGAGUUGAUGCUGUUGGGGUUUAUAUCACUGUUGCUGACAGUAUUUCAGAGUGCAAUUUCUAAAAUCUGCAUGUCAAGGGAAGCAUUAACACACAUGCUUCCUUGUAAAAUUGAACACAACAGUGGUACUUCUACAACAUCAGAUUUUCAAAAGUAUUUUGCUUUCACCCUGUCAGGGGGAACCAGGCGCCUACUGGCUGAAGCAUCUACGUCUUCCCAGAUGGGAUACUGUAGUGAGAAGGGUAAGGUACCCUUGUUGUCUGUUGAAGCGCUACAUCAUCUGCAUAUUUUUAUCUUCGUCCUGGCCAUUGUCCAUGUGACAUUCUGUGUUCUCACAGUUUCUUUUGGAGGGCUAAAGAUACGUCAAUGGAAACAUUGGGAAGAUUCAAUUGCAAAAGAGAAUUAUGAUCCACAGCAAAUGUUGAAAAAAGUCACUCAUGUCCAUCAGCAUACUUUUAUCAAAGAGCAUUUUCUGGGUAUUGGUAAAGACUUUAUUUUGCUAGGGUGGUUGCAUUCAUUUUUUAAGCAAUUCUAUGCAUCUGUGACCAAAUCAGAUUACGUGACACUAAGGCUGGGUUUCAUCAUGAGACAUUGCAAAUCGAAUCCCAAGUUUAAUUUUCACAAAUACAUGAUACGAGCCUUAGAAGAUGAUUUUAAGCAUGUUGUUGGUAUAAGUUGGUAUCUCUGGGUAUUUGUGGUCAUCUUCUUGUUGCUGAAUGUUAAUGGCUGGCAUACAUAUUUCUGGAUAGCAUUCAUUCCUUUUAUUCUUCUACUUGCUGUGGGCACCAAGCUCGAGCAUGUGAUUACCCAGUUGGCUCACGAGGUUGCUGAGAAACAUGUAGCUAUUGAAGGGGAAUUAGUGGUUCAACCAUCAGAUGAACACUUUUGGUUCAACAAGCCUCGUAUUAUCCUCUUCUUGAUCCAUUUUAUCCUCUUCCAAAAUGCUUUUGAGAUUGCAUUUUUCUUUUGGAUAUGGGUUCAAUUUGGAUUUGAUUCCUGCAUAAUGGGUCAAAUUGGUUAUAUCAUUCCAAGACUUGUUAUAGGGGUUUUCGUUCAGGUACUAUGUAGUUAUAGCACAUUGCCACUUUAUGCCAUUGUCACACAGAUGGGAAGCUCAUUCAAGAAGGCAAUAUUUGACGAGCACAUACAAGCAGGCCUUGUUGGUUGGGCACAGAAGGCGAAGAAAAAGAAUGCCUUAAAAGCUGCUACUGAGGAUGCAGCUCCAGCAAGCACCGGGCAAUGCCCUUCUGUUGCAAUUCAGAUGGGGAGAGCUUUGCGCAAUGCAUCAGCUCCCGAGGAGAUUCGUCCUUCACAGGGUUCUGAUGGCUCAAGAUGAGCAGUGUUGAUGGGCAAGAGAGCUAUGCUUCUUGCUUCAUAGUGGAAAGUGCUGGUUUUAUAGAAUAACAGCAAGAUUGUAUUUUAUAUUCACAUGGGUGGUAUAUGUUCUGACAGAGUGUGUCCUGGGCAUCUAAUUUGGAUUUGAAAUGAAUGUCUCAGUACAGAAAGAUGAUGUCUAUUAAAAUGCUUAGUCAACAAGUUAAAGAAUGGGAAGAGUUUGUAACAUCCAUCUGCAGCAUUCAGUUGCUGUUAGUGCUGUCUGCUUAGUGUAUCUAAACAGCAGUUAUUCUGCAAUCUUAACCCAGAGUUUUGUUGCCAUGGAGUUUGAA